Gossypium raimondii (Peruvian cotton) is the source of this 350-nucleotide messenger RNA. RefSeq lists its product as uncharacterized. Lineage: Eukaryota; Viridiplantae; Streptophyta; Magnoliopsida; Malvales; Malvaceae. The coding region runs from base 24 to 350 and encodes 108 amino acids. The record is from RefSeq and is a predicted model, not a curated record. The transcript is spliced from 3 exons. Gene Ontology annotation, molecular function: DNA binding.
UUUAUUGUAGACCUUCAUCACUAAUGCAUUUGUUUGCAGGUACCAGCAAGGCCGAACCAUAUAAAAUCGGUGAAAGGACAACUGAUAUCAUGCUUGAAAUAUUAAAUUUGGACAAGAAAGAGGUUGUCUCAAUUAAUGGAAUUUCAAAUCAGGAAUUUACUGAGAUGGGGGUUAGAGAAUACGAUCAAAGGGAAAACAUCAGAUAUGGUGAUUCCCAGCCAAGCAGUGGCUUCUUAGGCACCCAACAUUUUGCACAACCAAACAUGACCAGAACUUCUAAACCUACACGAUUCACACUCAAUGAGCAAGAAACAUCUCAAGAACUCAUUGGGAUCGGCGAUCAAAAUUGA